CUGCCCUCUGUCAGGUAUUCGUUAACUUCGAUACCAUCCCAUGUUCUAUAGCCGUCUUGGCGUUCGAACAGCCGGUGGCUCUUGUCCCCCUCUUUCUUGACACGAGUAAUCGAUUGAUUGAUAGCUGUCGAGACUGGGGGAAAGCCAUUUUUUCAGCUGGGAGGUGAUUGUUAAUCCUGUUUGAGACUUAUGGUGCACAAAAAGGCUUGAAAGUUCUCAUUCCAGAUCUAGUUUUUCUGGCGAUGCAAAGAUGGGCACGAGUGAAAGAAUCACCAAGUACAGGGAUAGGCUCGACAAGACUCUGGCAUCUCCUGAUUUGACAAAUGCAGAGACGCUUAAAAACCUUGUGAAAGAUCAUCUCCAACGUUCAUCACUGGAAGACAAUGAAGAAUUUUCUGAGGUUCUACUGGAGAGGAGGACUAAGGAAGUCUCUCAUUUUCUGGAUAUGUUGAGAAGUGCUUCUGUUGGCGGCAAUGGAUCGAAAGCUUCUCAAAUGUCACAUGCUGAAUGGAAAUUAAAACAAGAUAAUGAGGAGUUCAGAGUCAUGUAUCGAGAAGGACCCGAGGGAACUCCAUACCAUUCGUUACUUGUAGAAGGCUAUGUUGAUGGCCCCAUGGAUACUUGUUUAUGUCUUUCAUGGGAGUCCGCCCUGUAUAAGAAAUGGUGGCCCCAGUAUACUAUGCCAACCUUCAAAAUCGUUUCUAGUAAAUGUCUCCAGAAGAUCCGAAUUGGAGAACAGAUAUCAUCAGUGAGGGUGAAGGUCUCAUGGCCACUAUCAGCUAGGGAGGCUGUUGUGCACUUCUUUGAGUUUGAGUACUUCCAAGAUGAUUUGAUCAUCGUACUUUUGAACUCGAUAUCUGAAACGGAGAAGAUCGACAAAAGUACUCAUGGGUACACUGGAGACAUGAUACCCGAGGAAAAAGAUGUGAUAAGGAUUGGUGUGGUUGGAGGAUUUGCUUUACAAAAGGUGACUUCUGAAAGAAGUUAUUUUCGUACGAUUGCAAACAUGGACUUAAAGCUGGAUUUUGUUCCUCCAUCCCUCAUAAACUUUAUAGCAAGGCAGCUCAUUGGUAGUGGAUUUAGACUCUAUCAGAAGGCAGUUGCUUCUGUAUUCAAGUCGGAUGGGGAUUUUAAGCAGGCUUUGAAUGACCCUCUGUAUGAUCGAAUACGUAAAGCUUUUUAUAGUAUUUAUCAACAAAAUGGAGGUCUGGCGUACAAGAAGCUGGAGGACAAGGCAAAAGUUCUCGUCAAUGAAGAUAUUGUAGAUAAUGCCGAAGAUAACAUAAAGGAUGUAAAUCAAGAUAUUCCAGUUGAUCAGAAUGCAGAAGAAAUUCAGCCAAAUUAUAAACUGCCUCCAUAUAGCAGCAAUUGUGGUGAAAUCGAGGAGGUGAAGAGUGAGGACGGCAUGGAGGGAGGUAAUGAUCGUAUCAUUAACCCUUCAAAUGGAGAUGUGGGGGAGAUGUCUUGCCGAGAUCGCAAAAGAAAAGUUCAUAUCCGUCCUGAGGUGGAACAAGCUCUUGGGACGCUGGAAAAAGCGAUAUCUAUAGUUCGACAAUAUGGAUUGAAUGCACUUAACCAUUCACCAUCUUCUUUCUUUGAAGAAGAGCCACAAGAUCUUGAAAUGGAUGCAGCUGGGGUUUCAAUCUCUGAAAAAGUUGGAUUCAUUUCAAAGUAUGACGUCGGUGUUGAAGAAUCAAACAGGAAAACGAUAAAGAAAUCUACAGAAGAACCGAGAGAAAGCUCUGGCACUCACAGUUCGAGGGAUAGGAAAUCGAAUUCCAGUGCCACAAGGGAGGUAAGCCACAGCAAGGUAGUACCAGCUUCGCCGGAAGAGAGACUCGUGGCUCCUCCUCAGAUCGACCAGGUCGUUGCCUCGUAUUCUCUCGAGAAUGGAAAGACAGAGGCGCCAUUUUGGGACUCGACCACGGAUGAUGCCAAAGAGAUGACCACAGAGGCAGAGAGGGGAGACAAAAACGGCACAGAUACAAAGAACUCGUCGAGACGACGGAGAAGAUACAGGUUAUGUUGUUUCCGCCCACUUCUUGGACAUUGAUGGGGAUGCACAGGAUGGAAAUGUUUGGUUCCCAACCGACGCUGCUCUCCGUCGGAAGUUCACGAACUGCUUACUCGGUCGACGGGUGACGCACGAGGAGAGCUACACUCUCUUUCUUUCAACACGCCUUCACCUUUCCUUUCGCGACCCCCUCUCUUUUUAAGGAAGAUAGACCGGCAAACAUUUUCGGGUCUUCUUGAGGGCAAUUUACAAUCUAUGUACUGUGAUGGGGAAGGAGCUACUAUAUGCGAACGCUUUCGGUCUUUAAUGCUAAUUUUUCAUGAUGUACGAGACACGAGCAAUUCGUCUGGCGGUCCGGAUUCAGCUUAUGGUCACCGCCUUCUCUGUCAUUGCCGGACAUGUUCAUCCUUUCGGGUGAUCCCAGAGUAAUGGGAUGAAUCUUGAAUUCACCUUCCUUAAACUCUACGAAGUGUCGUGCUCGUUCU
Molecule: messenger RNA, 2499 nt
Organism: Rhodamnia argentea
Lineage: Eukaryota; Viridiplantae; Streptophyta; Magnoliopsida; Myrtales; Myrtaceae
Exons: 11
Coding region: 251-2053 (600 amino acids)
Source: RefSeq, a predicted model, not a curated record